AUGGCUCACUUGACCUAUGGCUCAUACCAUUGUCAGGGAGUGCAGAUUGUCCCAUUCAAGACCUCAAUGACUCCAUUGAGCAUGUUCUUGCUUCAUGGGAAUCUGGAGAUUCAUGUGAAGGGAGCCAAGAAUCUCCCGAACAUGGAUCUAGUCAACAGUAGCAUAGGUGACAUGAUAGGCACUUUUUGUGGAAAAAUCCAAACAAGUGACCCUUAUGUCACAGUUGCCAUAUCUGGUGCUGUAAUCUGCAGGACUUUUGUGCUAAGAGAUGACGAAAAUCCCGUCUGGGACCAGCAUUUCAAUGUCCCAGUAGCACAUUACGGCACAGAGGUGCAGUUCAUCGUUAAAGACAACGAUUUUGUGGGAUCUGAGAUCAUAGGGGCUGUUGGGAUACCUAUACAACAACUAAUCACUGGGGCUCGAAUGACUGGAGCUUACCCCAUCAUUGGUGCGAAUGGGAAGCCGUGCAACCGGGGUUCUUCCUUGAGCCUAUGGAUUCAGUAUAUACCAAUGGAGUAUCUGCCGAUUCACCAUGAAGGUGUGACAGGUACCUAUUUCCCUCUUAGAACAGGAGGAACUGUCACACUCUACCAAGAUGCUCAUGUCCAUAAAGGUUCACUUCCUGAUGUGGUGUUGAGUGAUGGCACAGUCUAUAAAAAUGGUAACUGUUGGCGCGACAUAUAUGACGCGAUAUCUCAAGCCCGUUGGCUAGUUUACAUCACAGGAUGGUCUAUUUACCAUAUGGUUCACCUCGUUAGGGACGAUCCUCUUGUGACCAACGGUAGCUUGGGUGAGCUUCUGAAGGCCAAGUCUCAAGGAGUGAGAAUACUUCUCUUAGUUUGGGAUGAUCCAACUUCCACAACCAUAUUUGGAUAUAAAACGGAAGGGGUUAUGAACACCGGGGAUGAUGAAACGAAACGCUAUUUCAAGAAUUCGUGCGUUAAAGUACUGUUGUGUCCCAGAAGUGCUGGGAAAGGCAGCAGGGCUAAAAAGCAGGAAACCGGAACAAUCUACACUCAUCACCAGAAGAGUGUGAUCGUAGACGCGGUCGCGGGUAACAACAGAAGAAAAAUCAUAGCAUUUGUUGGAGGACUUGACCUAUGCAAGGGAAGAUAUGACACUCCAGAGCACCCAAUCUUCAGCACAUUGCUAACUGUUCACAAAGAUGACUAUCACAAUCCCAAUUUUGUGACUAAUAAAAGUUUUAGUGGUAAGAUGGUGGUGAUGGAUGCAGAUAUAUGGAUACAGGAUGUCACUUUGGAGGCGUGGUAUGAGAAUCCGGAGAGUUUGGAAUGCGUGAGACGAAGAAGAUGGAUGGGGCAACUCAACUGGCAACAGUUUUGA
Messenger RNA from Salvia splendens (bonfire salvia), 1344 nucleotides. RefSeq names its product phospholipase D gamma 1. The record is from RefSeq and is a predicted model, not a curated record. Gene Ontology annotation, cellular component: plasma membrane. The transcript has 4 exons. The coding region runs from base 1 to 1344 and encodes 447 amino acids. Gene Ontology annotation, molecular function: D-type glycerophospholipase activity. Gene Ontology annotation, biological process: phospholipid catabolic process. Lineage: Eukaryota; Viridiplantae; Streptophyta; Magnoliopsida; Lamiales; Lamiaceae.